Penaeus indicus is the source of this 537-nucleotide messenger RNA. RefSeq lists its product as uncharacterized. The transcript is spliced from 2 exons. NCBI's taxonomy places the organism in Eukaryota, Metazoa, Arthropoda, Malacostraca, Decapoda, Penaeidae. The coding region runs from base 1 to 537 and encodes 178 amino acids. The record is from RefSeq and is a predicted model, not a curated record.
AUGCAUGUGUCAGCAGCCCGUCAUGGCUGGACAGUUUUUGCCCGCCCUUCGACAUUCCCGAAUAUUGUGAUUGAUCGACCGCCUUCGCCUGCUGCUCCUGCAGCCUGGUCGCCGCCGCCCUCGCCGCCGCCCUCGCCGCCUCUCCUCACGAUGGCGUGCAUGCGCGGAUGCCCAUAUGUCACGCGCGACCCUAAGUUCGCGAAACUCGGCGGCUGCGCUGUCACCAAGGGUCCCAGACGGGCAACGACGCCCCUUGCCCUUCCUCUCCCGCGCCCUGUCUGGACCACCUCGGAGGCCUUUCCCCAGCAACUGCAUCUCCUUUCCUCGUCCUCCCCGGCCGUAGGAUCGGGAGAUGAGGAGGCAGGGGAGAGGGAAAGCAAAGAGGGAAGUGGAAAGAGCCCUGGAGUCCUGCCGGGGGAGGAAACCAUACAGUGGGGUCCGGGGGCUUGCCUCGGUGCCCCCACGAGGCGUGUGUUCGAGUCCAGCUGGCCCGGGGAACCUGCCGCUUCGGCCGAUGCCUGCCGGCCAGGUGAUUGA